AAAAAAAAAAAAAUACAAAUCUUUUAUCAUCUCUAUCUCUUUAUCGUUCGCUCUCUUUACCGACACCUCUCUGUCUCUUUAGUUUGCGAUCUUUAUCUCUAUCAAUAAUAGCGAACCCAUCAAACUCAUGUUUGAUUGAUCAACAAUCCUCUCAACUCGCUAUGCAAUCCGAAUACGAGAUUAGGACUCUGAACCAAGAAGCUCAGACUCGUUGGUUGAAACCUCCUGAGGUGUACUUCAUUUUGAAGAAUCACGAGAGAUAUGAGUUGACUCACAAGGCUCCUCACAAGCCCACUAGUGGAUCAUUGUGUCUAUUCAAUAAAAGGGUUCUUAAAUUCUUCCGUAAAGAUGGUCAUCACUGGAGGAAAAAGAGGGAUGGUCGAGCUAUUGCUGAAGCUCACGAACGCCUUAAGGUGGGUAAUGUUGAGGCUUUGAAUUGUUAUUAUGCACAUGGAGAGCAUGACCCUUCUUUUCAGAGGCGUAUCUUCUGGAUGCUUGAUCUGGAAUACGACCAUAUAGUCCUUGUUCAUUACAGGGACGUGAGUGAUAAAAAAGAGGGAAAGCAAAGUAGUGGAACCGUUUUGCAGUUUUCACUGAAUCCUUCCGCUCUCUUUUCAUCUCCAAGCUACAGUCACCACAUUGGUGAUUCUUCUACUGACGUACAACAGCAGCAUUCAGAGGAGGGGAGUGGAAGUUCUUAUGAGGCUAUUAAGAGGCUUGAGGAACAACUUAGUCUUGGUGAUGAUAAUAAUGUAGUUCAAAACGAAAGUUUGGAUGGGCUCCAGUUUCUGGACUUUAGUACGGAUGUUGACCACCUUGUUCCACCACCAGCAACUGUACAUCAGAGACCAGAGAGUAGCAGCAAACUAGGGAGAUGUUACGGUGGGUAUGUUGGAUCCCAAUACAAUAAUGUUACUACUGUAGGUCCACCACUCUACAGUCAAAAUGAAAGUUUGGAUAGCCUCCUAUCUUUAGAGUACAUUAAGGAUAUGAAUCAGCUUGCUCAACCAGCAGCUGGACAACAGAGACCGGAGAGUAACAGACUUGAUAGGUCUUUCGGAGGGUAUAUUGGAACCGAAUAUCAUCCCAACAAUCUCAUGCUUCUAAAUAAUGGUUCAGGUGGUAGUGGAGGGAGUGGCGAUCAAAAGACUGGAUCUUGGAAAGAUGUGCUGGAGGCAUGUGGGGCUUCUAUAGCUCUUAACUCUCAGGGAAGCACACCAAGUCAGGCGAAUGGUUUGCUACCUGUAAUAACGCAGGAAGAUUCUAACUGGGAUUAUGGCAACCAGGCUGACCAAGGUACAUUGUUGUUGCCUCAAGAACUUGAUUCUUCUUUGCAACUUCCUCCUUGUUAUUCUGAGCUGGUAGCUCCUGAGAAUAACGGCGACCACAGUAGAUUAAUGGUUGAUGAAGAGCAAACCGGGCCGCCUCUCGAGCAAGUAAUGAAUGACACAGUUGCGUAUAAUCAAAAGUUUACUAUCCAGGACAUAUCACCAGAGUGGGGCUAUGCAAAUGAAACUACGAAGGUGAUAAUCAUAGGAUCAUUUCUCUGUGAUCCAACAGAAUCUACAUGGGCUUGCAUGUUUGGAAAUGCUCAAGUUCCUUUUGAGAUCAUUAAGGAAGGCGUUAUACGGUGCCAAGCCCCUCCAUGUGGUCCUGGCAAAGUGAAUCUAUGCAUUACUUCUGGAGAUGGACUCUCUUGUAGUCAAAUAAUUGAAUUUGAGUAUCGCGAUAAGCCGGAUGAUAGAUCUUGCCCUAAGAGCAGUCCCGAUGAGCUUUUGUUACUUGUAAAGUUUGUGCAAACACUUCUCUUGGAUAGAAAAGGCAACAUAGAGCCAAGCACUGAUGAUGAUGAAUGGAGGCGUAUCAUAGAUAGAAUUCGAGAUGGCACUUCAACAUCAUCAAGUACUGUUGACUGGCUUCUACAGGAGCUGCUUAAAGACAAGCUGGAGGCGUGGCUGUCUUCAAGAUCCCAAGACAAAGACCAAACAUCUUGUUCGUUGUCAAAGCAAGAACAAGGCAUUAUCCAUAUGGUGGCAGGCCUUGGCUUCGAUUGGGCGCUCUCUCCAAUUCUUGGGCAUGGAGUUAGUGUGGAUUUUCGUGAUGGUAACGGAUGGAGCGCUCUUCAUUGGGCUGCACAACUUGGAAGUGAAAAAAUGGUGGCUGCCCUUAUAGCUUCAGGGGCAUCAGCUGGAGCAGUAACUGAUCCCAAUACGCAAGACCCGGUUGGUAAAACUCCAGCUUCGAUAGCUGCCUCUAAUGGUCACAAGGGCCUCGCAGGUUAUCUAUCAGAGGUGGCGUUAACAACCCAUCUCUCUUCGCUCACACUUGAGGAAACCGAAAGCUCUAAAGAGAGUGCUCAAGCAGAAGCAGAGAUAACAGUGAAGUCCAUCGCAGGAAGAAGUCAUCCCGUUAAUGAUGAUCCACAAUCACUGGCUGCAUUGAAAAACGCAGCUGAAGCAGCUGCGAGGAUCCAGGCAGCAUUUCGUGCACAUUCAUUCAGAAAGCGACAACAGAAAGCUGAUAUGUAUGCUUGCUUGAAAGAGUACGGGAUGUAUGGAGACAUGUCGAAGCAAAAUGCACGGAACUACCAUUCAGCAGCUUUAUCUAUCCAGAAGAAGUACCGUGGCUAUAAAGGUCGCAAAGAGUUUCUGACAAAGCGCCAGAAAGCUGUCAUGAUACAGGCUCAUGUUCGAGGUUACCAAACGAGGAAGCAGUACAAGGUAAUCUGCUGGGCGGUAGGAAUGCUAGAUAAAGUAAUACUGAGGUGGAGAAGAAAAGGUGUUGGACUAAAAGGGUUCAGGCAAGACGUAGAAAGUGGAGAGGACAGUGAAGAUGAAGACAUUCUGAGAGUGUUUCGCAAGCAGAAAGUAGAUGGUGCAGUGAAUGAGGCUUUCUCUCGUGUUAUGUCUAUGACUCGUACUCUAGAGGCUCGCCAACAAUACCACCGUGUGCUCACGACAUACUGUAAAAAAAAGGCUGAGCUUGGGAAAACAGAGACAUUAGGAAUAGGUGGUAGUGGUGAUUAUGAGGAUGAUGAUGCCUUAUUCGACAUAGCUGAUAUGGAAUAUGACCAUUUGUUUUCACUGCCUUGAGAGGGAAAGCCAUGCAACAAAUGUGGAUUUAGAGGUUUUAAUAUAAUAAUCUGUAGAUUUGUAAAGUUUUAAGAGAAAGUAGUUUUAUAGAAUUGCAAUGAAAAAGGAGAAGCUUGUUGUUAGUAGUGAGCGACUGUAAAUGAUCUCUAUUGUGGUCAACUUUGGUACAAAUUUGGAAACAUUGUUUCUUUUUGUA
Molecule: messenger RNA, 3288 nt
Organism: Brassica oleracea var. oleracea
Lineage: Eukaryota; Viridiplantae; Streptophyta; Magnoliopsida; Brassicales; Brassicaceae
Product: calmodulin-binding transcription activator 4-like
Exons: 13
Coding region: 162-3092 (976 amino acids)
Biological process (GO): regulation of transcription by RNA polymerase II
Cellular component (GO): nucleus
Molecular function (GO): double-stranded DNA binding; transcription coregulator activity; protein binding
Source: RefSeq, a predicted model, not a curated record